This is a messenger RNA of Pan troglodytes (chimpanzee), 396 nucleotides long. RefSeq names its product NADH:ubiquinone oxidoreductase subunit B1 (gene NDUFB1). The transcript has 3 exons. Gene Ontology annotation, cellular component: respiratory chain complex I; mitochondrion. Bases 12 to 329 code for a protein of 105 amino acids. The record is from RefSeq and is marked validated. Lineage: Eukaryota; Metazoa; Chordata; Mammalia; Primates; Hominidae.
GAAAAAGUAGUAUGAUUUGCUGGCGUCACCCCUCUGCUCCGUGCGGGCGCGGCGAAUGGCAGGUCCCGAGGUCGCAGCUUCCACUGGCGCGGGUUGAGUUCCCUGUUGCCCUUGGUCUCGGGGUCGCUGUCGGCGCUGAGGCUGCAGCUAUCAUGGUGAACUUACUUCAGAUUGUGCGGGACCACUGGGUUCAUGUUCUUGUCCCUAUGGGAUUUGUCAUUGGAUGUUAUUUAGACAGAAAGAGUGAUGAACGGCUAACUGCCUUCCGGAACAAGAGUAUGUUAUUUAAAAGGGAAUUGCAACCCAGUGAAGAAGUUACCUGGAAGUAAAGACUGGCUAGAUUAUCGAAUGUUCACAUUUUAAAGUUCUGAGAGAAAUAAAAACAUGAAGAAUCUG